AUGACCAAGGAACGGAUUAGCUUGAUGGAGCUGGCGCAGCGCAAGGAAGAGUACUACGAACUCCUGGAGACCAGUGACAACUCGCUUCGAGAUGUUUUAAACCAGAGAGGCGGACUAGUACUUGCUCGCGUCGGACGCUAUCAGCCCUGGCCAGCAAGGUUUAGCGAGCCCGGGGAGUUUGCCAAGAUGGCACGGUAUCGGGCCAAAAAAGGACAGGCUUGUGUUUAUUUCUUUGGCAGCAGAAACUAUGGGUGGGUCUCGAAGUCGUCAAUUCAGCCGUUCCCGAAAGAUCUCACUACGCUUACGGCGUCAAACAAGUACAAUCAGCAUUUAAUACAAGAAGCCCUCGACGAAGCGAAGCUUGUGCUGGACGUGACUGACGAUACGGGUAAAUGCUUCUUCGACCGCAUCAUGGAACGCAAGAAUGAAGUGGUGGAUUUGCCGUGUGAACGCUGCAAUCGGGUGGAUGAUCACUAUUCGCUACUAAUUUUGUGCGACGGAAAAAAGUGCAAACGGGAGUAUCACAUGAACUGUUUGAUUCCUCCAUUAGUGGCAGUUCCACCCGGAGAGUGGUUUUGUCCAGACUGCCAAAAGGAACGUGAAAGGGAGCGCGAAAAAGGGGAGCUAUUGCGUGCAAAGGUAGAUGCACUAGAUAAGCAAGAGUCCGGAGGUACAGGGGUGAAUGCAGUCGAUGAAAGCAUACGAGAAGCUAAACUUGCGCUCGUACAGAAGACGAGAAAGUACAAACUCAAGUCCAGGGAUGGCAUUAUAAAGCGGCGCCUUGGUUCGGCUUCUCCAGACAGACCCAGUGGCUCCGUUAAAAAACCACGUGGUCGACGUUCGUCGUCUCAAGAAGUCUCGCCGCCAGCGAGAAAGGAUCCAAGGAAGGAUCUGACGCUUUCAAAAAAGCUGGAUGGACGAAAGAAAAACACAUCUCAGAUUGGGGUGCCUACCAGCAGAGCUCAGCUCUUGUUCGACCCGGAAUGUACAGCUGAUGAAGAACAGCGGUCUGAGGAGAAAUGUAUGCUUUGCGGUUUUGGAGGAGAGGUAAUUGUGUGCGAGUUCUCUGGGUGCACCAAGGUGUACCAUCGAUUUUGUUUGGGCGCUUACCCAUUCCCAAACGAUGAAGGUGCAACUUGGUAUUGCCCUCGACACACUUGCGUGCUAACAGGGGAGAAAGAAACAUGUGAUGAUAGUGAGAAGGCGACACAUAAGCUGAAGUAUACCUCACCACGGAAGAGUAUUAUAAAAGCUUGUCUAUGGAAGUGCAUUCAGUGUCCUGUUGCGAUAUCGCACGAAGCUCUCCCACAGCUACCCUUGAAACAGAUAUUUUCCAAGAAAUCACGGUCGUUCAUCUGUCCAUACUGCUACCUCAAUGCGCCUCUCAAAGUCCAGCUUGCCAAAAGGUUGGAAAGAAUUUGGUCGACUCUGGCCACAAAUCGACAGGGAAUGCCAUUUUGUGGUCCGUUGUUAUGUGGAGUCGAGCCGAUUGACGAUCGAGUCGGAGAUAGCAGGACACAGUUGGAUUUGUUCAAGGUGCUUGCACGAAUCCGCAAAUUGGAAUAUGAUGACUCGGUGGCCUUUUCCAGAGAUAUAGACGAGGUUGUAGCUAGCGCUAUCGAUCUUAUCGCCAAUCGGUCGUUACCGUUGAUGGAGGCAGCGAAUACUCUGAAGGUCAUUCGCAACGAGCAGUUCGCAAUUCACCAAGAAAAGCUUGUGUCCCUUGACAGUAAAAUCCGCCGGUUCAAGGCUGAUCAAAAAAACGACGACGAUGACUUGGUAAACGGGAGCAAGAGAACAUGGCCUCUUCGAUGGCGUCAAGAAUGUGGUCCGCUCGACGACAAGCAUUUUGCUCGUGUUGACUCGAAGUCGCUCGACGAGUGGACAGCGCUUGUUUCAGCAGCACCUUUAUAUGCAAGCAGGGACGAAUUCGACGACAGGGGUGAUACUUUCACGUACAUGAGUGACGAGUGUAGCGCGAACGAAGAUGCUUCGUUGCUGUCUACCGGGUUGGCGCGUAGCAGAAGUCCAUCAUCAGGGUCUGUGGAUGAGCCGUCUGGUUCCCCAGCGGUAAUGCAGACGAAGUCGAGUUUUAGUUUAUCCGAAGGGACCGAUGUCAUGAUCGCUCUUGGAGAUUUGUCGAAGCCAGGAUCUAGCAAUCAGAAGAGAAGGUUUGGUGGAGAGCAAAUGAGUGAACUGGAGAGCAUGGAUGCUCGAGAGUUCUUUCUUUCUCCGUCUACCAGCGAGAUGCAGCACAUGUUUGACCAACAGUCUGCCCUCUUACGCAGCGCAUUAGAAGCGCACUCCACGUUACAGCGAUCGUGGCUUAUCAGUCAACAAGACAUGCUGGGCGCGGGUGGGCGCGGAGGGUUUUCUGUUGGUGAAGGGCGACUGGCUGCCGAACUGCGGCUAGCAAACAAGAAUUUGAGGCAGCGACUUCGGAACAAGGACAAACUAGUCGAUCAGCUUACUUCGGACCAUAUGACACUUCGGGCGGAGGUGAUCAAUUUGCAAAGAGAACUGUCUCAAAGCAAGGUGUAUGCGCGAGAGCUAGAAGAUCGCGUUAUUAAUGCUCGAGGUACCGUCGAAUGCCGGAACGAACCAUGUGCCGAUAAUCGCGACACUGUGCUUAAUGGUGCAGCUGCUACGUCAGAUCGUGCCACCGUCGCGAAGCACAUGCUGUAA
This is a messenger RNA of Peronospora matthiolae, 2685 nucleotides long. Lineage: Eukaryota; Oomycota; Peronosporomycetes; Peronosporales; Peronosporaceae. The record is from the annotation of a GenBank genome assembly.